Molecule: messenger RNA, 2154 nt
Organism: Parathielavia appendiculata
Lineage: Eukaryota; Fungi; Ascomycota; Sordariomycetes; Sordariales; Chaetomiaceae
Product: acetyl-CoA synthetase-like protein
Exons: 2
Coding region: 138-1829 (563 amino acids)
Biological process (GO): secondary metabolic process
Molecular function (GO): CoA-ligase activity
Source: RefSeq, a predicted model, not a curated record
AAGGCUUGCAUCUAAGUUCUUGGUCGCAGGAUUAUAUGACGGUAAAAUAAAUAUGAGGGUGUCCUGGUGUUUCAUGUUUGAUACGAGCAAUCGCCACAGACAAGCACCCAGCCAGCAGUGCCCGAACUAUUAUCACCAUGGUCUUCGAAUCCAAGCUUCCCAAAGUUGACGCUCCUUCCACGGACGUCUUCAACUUCAUUUUCGAGAAGGGUCGGGACAAUUAUCCGAGAGACAGAGUCCUGUACCGCGUCCACGAAACGGGAGAGACCUUGACUCUCGAUGAACUCGAAACACAAAGUCGCCGGCUGGCUUCUGUCCUGGUGAAGAAGUAUGGCAUCAGGCCAGACGAUGUCAUUGCCUUCUUGGCCAACAACUCGAUCAAUUACCCUAUUGCUUUUUUUGCGGCGCUAGCUGCCGGUGCCACCAUCUCUCCGAUUCCCGUGCAGCAGGGUCUCGAUGCUCAAGCCGUCAUUCCGAGGCUCGAACAGGCCCAAGCGAAGCUCAUCAUCACGGACGAGGCCUUGGCCCCCAUAUCCCAAGCGGCCGCAGCAGGAUACAACGACAUCCCGCUCAUCAGCCUCACGGCUGGACUCGGCAAUGCUCCAGUUGCCUCAGUCAGUGACCUCCUGGCCGGGGAAGAUGAACAGUUCCGGGGCUUCCGGUUGUCGACCAGAGAAGAGACAGAGGAACAUUAUGCCUUCAUCUAUCGCACCAGCGGGUCUUCAGGCAACGUCAAGUCCUUCUUGACCACUCACGCUCACUGGGCUGCGAAUCUCUUGACGACGAAACUGACGGUUCCUUCCGACACCAGCCCCGACAAGGAUGUUUGGAUUUCGUCUCUGCCCUUUGCCUACGGCAUCAACGCAAAGCUGAACCUGGGCCUGAACGUCCUUCUUGGCAUCCCGGUCAUCAUCCUUCAGCAGCCUUUCGAUCAAUCCACGUUCCACGUCAUCGACACCUAUGGCAUUACCUUCCUGUUCGUGACACCGCCGUUGGCGGCACAGAUCGCGAAGGCAGAGAAAAAAGAGGGCACUACGUUUUCUUCCAUCAAGUGGCUGCUGUCUGCUGGCGCGCCUGUGCACACCAAGAUUCGGGACGCCGUUCGAGACAAGUUCAACGGCGUUCCGUUGACUUUGGAAUGGGGAACGACGGAAACCCUGCUCAUAGCACUUCAGAUCGACGACGCCUCGAGGGUGCCUGGCUCGAGCGGAACGCUAGUCCAUGGAUUACAGGCCCGUGUGCUGGACAUUGAGACGGGCAAAGACCUCGGCCCCAACGAGCAGGGGGAGAUUCUCGUCCGCAACACGCUCGCCAAGUUCGCGGGGUACAAGGAUAACGAUGCUGCCAACAAGGAUUUUGACUCGGAAGGGUGGUUCCGGACUGGAGAUGUCGGGUAUCUCGACGAGAACUCCAACGUCUUCAUCGUCGACCGUCUCAAGGAGCUGCUCCGCGUCGGCGACGGUUAUGGCACCCACGCGUCGGCCGAUGAGUUCGAGGCCGUUCUCUUUGAUCACCCGGCCGUGUCUACCGCCGUGGUCGUCGGUAUUCGGGACCAGGAAACCCAGCAAGAGCAUCCCACUGCCUUUGUUGUCUUGCAGCCCGGAGCAGUUCCCGGGACUGCAUCGGCCGAUGCAUUCGAGCGCUUGGCCGAGGAAUUGGAGAGGUACACGGAGUCAAAGCUGGGCAAGUUUAAGAGGCUGUCUGGCGGAGUGUGGUUCGUAGAGAAGUAUCCGUACGUCGGUUAUAAGAUCAACAAACGGAGGCUCAAGGAGCUCGUCGACGUCAGUCAGCUGAACACUACGCCCCGGUGGAUUGGAGCUGCAGCAUGACAGCUGAGAGGUGCCCUGCUUUCCCCAAUCUCAGAGUCAUGUCAGCGAUCAUCGUCUUCAUAUUAUUCCCCAAUUUCAAUCAGCUUAUCAUGGUGCAUCCGAUAUUUGGCGGAAGUAAGGUAGUAUGUCUUUUCGUGACAAACUUGGCUCCUUCCGAUGUGUGUGGUCAGCCAUGGCAACAUCUGAGACGCAGAGGCGAGUAAUAGGAUGUGCCAUGAAUGCAUGAGGGGUUGGGCUUCCGUAUAUUUAUCCGUCGCUGUUACAUAUCCCUUCUUGUUUGGGAGCGUGUUGAGCGAGGGAUUGAAUGUCUCUGCGCACACCAGCG